CUUGGUUUUGGUUGCAAUGUGGAAAAUCAACAGAAGCAACAGCAGCAGUAGCAGCAGCAGCAGCAACAACAGCAGCAGCAGCACCAGCAGCAAUAUCAACAGAGGCAUCGACUGCGACGCCAACAGCGACACAUUUCCAACUGUUUUGACGUCGUCAAGUUCCAAUGGCGCCUUGCAGCCAUCCACAUCCAAAUCUACAUCCACAUCCAGCUCCAGCUCCUUGCCGUUGCAUGUGCAGCACCAACAGCAGCAGCAACAACAACAGCAGCAACAUCAACAGCAGCAGCAGCAGCAGCACCAGCACCAGCAACGAAUGCGACAACGAUGA
Messenger RNA from Drosophila willistoni, 328 nucleotides. Its product is annotated as protein kinase 4. NCBI's taxonomy places the organism in Eukaryota, Metazoa, Arthropoda, Insecta, Diptera, Drosophilidae. The transcript has a single exon. Bases 17 to 328 code for a protein of 103 amino acids. The record is from RefSeq and is a predicted model, not a curated record.